UAGUUUCAAUAUAAUAAACUCUUUUUCUUACAGGCUCGUUCAAAACUGCCAAAGCAAAGACGACGAGUUUUGCCCGUAGAACAGCCUCGGCGCAAACGUGAACCUGGACCUGCGCCUCGUGGUCGAACGCAUGCAUUCAAACAUGCCUCUCUUACACAAGGUUCCGUCACCGGUGGCAGUAUACCACAUCAUACACAUCAUGCACCGUUAUUUAAGGAACCAUUUGCUACAGCAAAAAUUGAAACACAAACAGACAGCAUGAAUGGUGUAAAUGUUAAUGGUGUUAGUAUUAUAGAACGACCACAAGUACCCCUAACUGGCAUAGGUUGGAAUAUCACUAGAUCAUCGGAAACUUCUAUACAAACAUCACCUUUAAAUGUUAGAUCGGCGGGUCCAGCGGUCAUCAGCUCCGACUAUUUAAGCGUUCCACCGGUACAAAGUUUACAGCCGAGGGCUGCUACCACCGGUAAUGAUUUUCUAAUGCCCUUGCAGCCCAAGCUUUUGGCAAAUUUAGAACAAAAAGAUUCCAUAAAUACCAUCGAUCAUGUUAAAUUUGAUCAGCAACAAGAACAUCAUGACAAAGAGAAUUAUGAGCAGCAGCAACAUCAUUUACAUCAAUUACAUCAUGGCCUGCGUCAUCGUUCUAAUAUUAGAUCCAUGCUCAAUGUGCCACCAACACUGAGUGUUAUAAAUACCCAAAUGCCUCUGAGUGGCCAGAAUAUGGAAAACACCUUGAUAACAGAGGCAGAAAUUAAGGCCAAAUAUUAUAAUAAUCUAAAUGCUGAAAAUUUGACUGAUGAAACUAAAAGUUCUAGCAAAGAACAUUCUUAUUCAACAGCACCAGCACAAACACUGCCUACUCAUCACCCGCCCCCUUCAAACACGGACCAACAGCAACAGCAACAUCAUCAUCAUCAUAAUUUGCAGAGCUUGCAGCCUAAAGUCACUCUGCACGAUGAUGGCAGUGAUCAGUGUGAUGAGUGUGAUGCAUAUCUAGAGACCAGCCGACAGGACAGUGAUAGUGAAAAUAAUUUGGCAUUUAUUACCAAUGCUUCCACACCAGCUCUACAUGAAGAUCAACUGAACGAUAACCAGGGCAAUGAAGAAAGUUUAUUUUCAUUUUCAAUGAACUUAAUGGGUGAAGAUUAAAUUAAUUAAAUUUAUGGUUAAAAACUAAAACAAAAAAAGUUAGAAAAUUUUUAAAAUUAGUACAAUUUUAAGUAAAAACUA
Molecule: messenger RNA, 1230 nt
Organism: Lucilia cuprina (Australian sheep blowfly)
Lineage: Eukaryota; Metazoa; Arthropoda; Insecta; Diptera; Calliphoridae
Exons: 4
Coding region: 259-1149 (296 amino acids)
Source: RefSeq, a predicted model, not a curated record